AUGUAUUCUAACUUGGGAUCUAGGGCGGAGCACGUGCUUCGUGCUUACGACUGGGUCAGGAGAUGGCAAAAACACCGUCCUCUCUUUGCUCGACGAAAAGCUAGACGCGAAUGGGUGGUAUUGGACGCAAUCAGUUUCAAAUUGUUGGCUUUUCAUGAUGAAGAAUCUGCCAGUAAUCCCAAAAAGGAUCCCCUUUACACUGUUCCCCUGAUAAAUGCUGCCUUUCGUGUUGAACCUGAGAGCCCGUCCACUUUCAGCAUUUUUGGCCGGAAAUACACAUACCAAGCGGAGAACCGUAAUGCGAUGCUAGCAUGGUUGAGUUGUCUCCAGGCCUGCCGUGACUCGGAGGGUAGUGAAAUCAAACACGUCAAUUAUGAUGGCAACGAGAAGUCCGAACGGUGGUCUUCCAAUCUAUCUCUAAAUCAUCGUUUUUCGGAUUUUGACUAUUGGUCCCUUGUAAACUUCCAGGAGAAGUUGCUUUCCGAUCGGGCAUUCAUUUCGCUGAAUGUUAAUCGAAGGGAUGAAUGCUGUGCAGUAGGCUGGCAAUCUGACACGAAACUGUAUGGCGUUUUGAAAGCCCGAUUUUCCCCUCACGAGGCUACGGACACAACAAGCCCAUCGUUAGUGGCCUCUCCUGUUAUGGACGACACUCAUUUCUUUCCUCACAUCGGUUCUGACAGUGGCAGUUUGAGCGAGAUGGAUGAGGUGAACAACUUCAUGAAGGUUGAAUUCCAACAGACUUUAGAAAAGAUUGAGCGCCUUCGCAAGGUAAAUGAAGAAAUGGAAAGUGAACUUCAUGAUCUACGAAUAGGCUAUGCCUCACUGCUGCAAAGUUGCUACAAGUAUAAGCUGGGUGGGGCGUUAGAAAGCGACCGGUAUGCUGAUCUGCCCAUAAGUGACAAGCACAAAAUCCGUGUUGGGCACCUUUUGGAGAUUGCCAGAAGAGAAGACCCCAGAUUGCCCUCUGCUUCUCUAAUAUCAUCACGUGGUGGUCAUAUGAACACCUACGGAUUUCAAGAGUCCUUUGAAAAGGAGGAAUCAACAAUGCUUUACCUCGCUAGUCUUUUACUGGACACCUACAAGUUGAAUUCUCCCCCAGAAGAACUGAAAAUCGCUCAAUGGAAUGAAAUAUUAAAUUCGAAUUUCAGUCUGGUUCCUAGGCAACGCUUGAAAGAACUCUGCCGAAGCGGAAUUCCAGGUGGAAUAAGACCUGAGGUCUGGAAGGAGUUGGUUAAACUUGGUGCCAAACUUUUCCAACUUAAUAUGGACCCGCAACAUUACCAAAAUCUUACAGAUAGGGUCAAAGAUGUUCUCAUCCGCUGCAACGUUAAUGGGCAGUUCGCUCUGGUCUCUACAAUGUGCAGUCAUCAACACAGCCUAUGUGGAGAAGCCAUAGCAACUGUUAACUGGAAUGAUUGUUCUAAUAGGUCAGUUGAUUCUUCCUGCCGGCGUCAAAUUACGCUGGACGUGCUGCGCACCUUUCCUAACCACGUUGCAUUCAAUAGACCGGAGGGAUUUGGAGUUCAGAAAAUGCAGGAGGUGUUACAGGCCUUCACCAUCCACAAUCAAGAAGUAGGAUACUGCCAGGGCAUGAACUUCAUAGUUGGAAAUGCCUCACUCUUCCUCGAUAAAGAAACCACUUUCUGGCUGUUGGUGCUGAUCGUUGAACGCUACUUCCCACAGAAAUACUUUAAUGAGGGCCUCAUCGCCGCACAGGCUGAUCAGAUCGUUCUGCGGGAUCUGAUUGCCAAGUACUGCCCCAGAAUUGCGAAAGCUAUGCAGGAACUCGAAGUCGACAUAUCAACAAUCACUCUAAAUUGGUUCAUUGCCGUCUAUGUCAGCACUGUCCCCAUCGAAGUGAGUACUUUUUCAGUAAAAUAA
Echinococcus granulosus is the source of this 1881-nucleotide messenger RNA. RefSeq names its product TBC1 domain-containing protein. Lineage: Eukaryota; Metazoa; Platyhelminthes; Cestoda; Cyclophyllidea; Taeniidae. The coding region runs from base 1 to 1881 and encodes 626 amino acids. The record is from RefSeq and is a predicted model, not a curated record. The transcript has 15 exons.